Messenger RNA from Prorocentrum cordatum, 1632 nucleotides. NCBI's taxonomy places the organism in Eukaryota, Dinophyceae, Prorocentrales, Prorocentraceae. The record is from the annotation of a GenBank genome assembly.
CCAAUGAUCAGGUCCACGCCGUGCAUUUCUAUAUGCGAACAAGGAACCGAGUUUGGGUCGCCAUUCUCUGGCCGUUCUGGUCACUAGCUGCCAAAAUUGACCAGCGUUUGGGGUAGCUUCUGACAUCCUCAACUGCACACCUGGAGUUUGAGCUGCCGCAGCCCCCGUGGCGAUCCCUGCUCCCGCGGCGCCUGCCAACACACACCGGCACGCGCGAUGGCACUCCCCGCCCAGCCCGCUAAGCCAGAAGUGGGGCACGACGAGGCGGGUGGCCCUCACGGUGACUCGGCGGCGGUGGUGCCACACGCGGCGUGCAGCUGCUGGCUCGGAGCUUGGCGGCUUUGGUUAGGGAGCCUGCCGUGGCUGGGCAGCCGUGGCACCGUUGUCCUCGCGGGCCUGCCAGGCAAGGCAGACGAGCCCAGAGCCAUCGACGCAGACGCCGAGCAGCAGGCUGUGGAGGCUCAGCCGGCUGAGCGAGCUGUCGGUGGCCAGGCGGGCGACGCAGCGCCCGCAGAGCCCCGGGCCACGGCGCCCGAGGCAGCUCCGCCGAGGAGCACGGGCCUCGAUUACCGCAAGUUCGAGCUGCUGGCCCUCCAGGAGGAGAGGGAAAGCCGCGGCAGGGCAGUCCUGCUCUCUGGGCGCAGGGGCUGGAACGCUGCCAUCAACGGCAUGUACACCGAGGACGGCUGCCUCAACGGCCGGCCGCGGCUCCGGCACCGCAGCGGGGCACGCUGGUUGAAGUUCAACGACGCUGGGCAGUGGAUGGUCUCCAAGUACAGCGACGGGCGCCCAUGCGGCGAAGCGCUGGCCGCGGACGCGCCCGAAUCCCCAAGGCAGAUUCGUGGCCCGUGGUACGUCUGCAGCGAGCAGCUCCAGUGGGAGUCCGACGCGUCCGUGGCAGUCACGAGGGAGGGCUGCCUUUGCUGCGGCCGCUCGACGGACAAGCCGCUCCGGUGCGGGAGGUGCAGGGCGGUGAGCUAUUGCAGCCAGGCUUGCCAGCGAGCAGACUGGGCCUACCACAGGCGGACCUGCAGCGCGCCCACGGCCCCCGCGGCGGAGGAGAAGGAGGGGCAGGCUCCAGGCCAGGCGGGCGCGGCGGUCACCGUGUGCACGACGGACGCGGAGGGCACGUCAGGCACGGCUGUGGCGCGGGCGGCGGCAGAGGCGGUGGCAGACGUGACGGCCGCCGUUGGCGCGGCGCGCACGGCCGACGCGUCGAGCAAGGCAGGCGUGGCAGGAUCGCGCGCCCUCCGCGCGGCGCUGGCCUGCGCCCCGGCCGCCGCGGCCCCCUCGGCCGGAGGCAGGACGAGCGCGUGGAACGCCGCGGGCACGUGGGAGGACCGCAACAUGCUCGGCUGGAUGCGGGAGCGGCUCCAGCUGGAGCUGGGCUCGCCCGGGGGGCCCAGCUGCCCCUGCGGCGAGGGCGGCUGUGUGGAGGCCGUGCGGGUGCAAGAGGUGGAGGGCAUCGCGAGCAUAGGCCUGAACCGCGGGGAGCGCCGCCGGCUGUUCGACGUGUCCUUCGAGUUUGUAUUUCGGGCCUCCUGGCUACACGACCACGGCAGCAUGUCCACCGAGGGCGUCGUACAGGUAGUUGAUUCGUGGCGCUUCGCGGGAGCGCUGCCUGACGUCCAC